UGAACGUUUAAGACGCUAUAGGUCCAAAACAUAAUAGUUUAAAAAGCAUAGAAAUGUUCCUCACCACUCUUCUAUGGUUUUUGAGCGUCCAAGAAAAUAAAGCGCAGGAAGACAAUAUGAGUAAAUAUGUGAAUCUAAGUCUCGACAAUUAUACUUCUUGUGAUCAAUUCGUGGCAAACACUACAUUUGAUCCCAAAAGUGUAAUAGACAUUGACUGGAAGAUCUUCUAUUUCUGGACUCCGAAUUUUGAAGAGAGUUAUAACAUCAAGUUUAGUUUGGCUUCUGAAGUGCUUGUAGACCGAUUCCGUGUGGAGUUGGACAGCGAAAUUAAACCUCCUGUGAACUGGAACGACUCCAUACUCUUCAUGGAGACCUCCAUCGACUUCAGUGCCUUGCUCCUCAAGACCAAUGUCUCAGGGAUCGUCAGACUCAUCCCUUCUCUUGCUUUUGAGUAUCCUGGCGUCCCUCUACUGUUAUUUGGUUUAAAAAUAGUGAAGCCUGGUUACCUGGGCUUCCUCAGUUGCAAAUACAAACUUUGCUAUGCGCUCGCGCCGGUUGACAAAAUGCCCGAUCAUGAAUCUUUGACCGAAGAAGCUCAAAAGCUUGGAUUCUGGAGUGACUUCGGUAGAACGCACACGCAGAUUAUUCCUCCCCUCCCUACCUUACCCCCGGAGCCCUACAACAAGGAUGAUGAUGAUGAAGACGAGAGCAUGGACAUGUUGCACGACUAUGUACUACUUUAAGACUAACUUAGAUAUCAUUAUAAUAAAAUUAUAUCUGUU
Spodoptera frugiperda (fall armyworm) is the source of this 782-nucleotide messenger RNA. RefSeq lists its product as uncharacterized. The transcript has 4 exons. The record is from RefSeq and is a predicted model, not a curated record. The coding region runs from base 54 to 743 and encodes 229 amino acids. NCBI's taxonomy places the organism in Eukaryota, Metazoa, Arthropoda, Insecta, Lepidoptera, Noctuidae.